Messenger RNA from Talaromyces marneffei, 4320 nucleotides. RefSeq lists its product as uncharacterized. Lineage: Eukaryota; Fungi; Ascomycota; Eurotiomycetes; Eurotiales; Trichocomaceae. Gene Ontology annotation, molecular function: ATP binding; ATP-dependent chromatin remodeler activity; DNA binding. Bases 1 to 4320 code for a protein of 1439 amino acids. Gene Ontology annotation, cellular component: nucleus. The record is from RefSeq and is a predicted model, not a curated record. Gene Ontology annotation, biological process: positive regulation of transcription by RNA polymerase II. The transcript is spliced from 4 exons.
AUGGCUUCAAUUCAACAACCACCCAAUAAUAUGGCUGCCGCCAAUCCGAAUGUCCCUGGCAAUCCCAAUCUGCCAGGCGAACUAACGCCGCAGCGUUUGCAGGAAGUCUACCAGAAAUUCCGUGAAAUGCAACGGGCUGGAGUGCGUCACGAUGAUCCCGAAUAUAUCAAGGCGCAUAAUAUUCUCUCGGCCGUGCAAAAACAACAGGCUUUCAAUAAGCAACGGCAGCUCCAGCAACAACAGCUCCAGCAGCAUCAGUUGCAACAACAACAAUUACAACAACAACAGCAGCAGCAGCAACAACAGCAACAACCCAAUGGGAGCAAUGCCGAUGUUGUCGCCAAUGGCGUAAAUGGUCGAUCUACCUCGAUAUCCUCGGUGUCGAACGGUCAAGUACCAAAUGCUGUCGCUGGCGGACUCCAACAACAACCUGGGCAAGUUGCGCAGGCUGGAUUGGCGAAGAAAUUGGCAACGCCGACGGGCAGCUUUUCACUGGAACAGCUGACUACCUUGCGUAACCAGAUCCAAGCCUUCAAGCUACUUGCAAAGAACAGCCCAGUCCCCUUGCCACUCCAAAGACAGCUCUUUGGUGCAACCAAACAGCAAACGGCGUCCCCCGUUAACAAUGUGUCGACCGCUGAAUCCAUCAUUGAAGCUGCUACGGAAACCCAGGGAGACAAGUUGGCAGAGCCUGUUGACAAGGAGAGUGAAGCUUUCAACUUCUACGAGGAACUUCAGUCGCCUUACGAGCUGUUUCCCAAGUCCAUCAGUUAUACCGACCAUACGAACAGGGCCAAUCGCCCGCGCAUCCCAAGUAUCUUCCCUACUGGUAUUGAUUUGGAGCGAGUGCGCGAGGACAAGGAACUGCUCAUUUAUAACAAGAUAACUGCUCGCAAAGCAGAGCUCGCGAAGCUACCUGCGAAUCUUGGUGUUUGGGAUGCGAGUCGCGGGGAGGUUGCUACUCCUGACGACUCCUUGAAGCUUAAAGCAUUGAUUGAGUACAAAAUGCUCCAUCUUUUGCCGAAACAGCGCAAAUUCCGUCAACAGAUUCAGCAUGAGAUGUUCCAUUAUGACAAUCUUGGAAUGACAGGAAACCGUUCUAUCCAUCGCCGUAUGAAGAAACAGACAUUGCGUGAAGCCAAAAUCACCGAAAGGCUGGAGAAACAGCAACGUGACGCUCGCGAGAAUCGCGACAAGCAGAAGCAAGGCGAGAAGAUACAGGCAAUCCUGGCACGCAGCCAAGAAGUUUUGCAAAAUGGUGCGCAACAACGCGCUCGCAUGCAGAAAUUGGGUCGCGUCAUGCUUCAACAACACCAAUACAUGGAACGUGAAGAGCAGAAGCGUGUUGAACGUACUGCCAAGCAACGUCUGCAGGCUCUUAAGGCCAACGAUGAGGAGACUUACCUCAAACUUUUGGGCCAGGCCAAAGACUCGCGUAUUUCUCAUUUGCUCAAGCAGACCGAUGGUUUCUUGAACCAACUUGCUUCAUCUGUCAAGGAGCAGCAGCGCAGUCAAGCAGAGCGAUAUGGAGGGGAUCAACAAUUUGAGGAAGAGGAAGAAUCAGAAGAGGAGUACGCCACCGAUGAAGAGGGCGGCGGUCGCAAGAUCGAUUACUACGCUGUGGCCCACCGUAUUAAAGAAGAGGUUACUGCGCAGCCAUCUAUUUUGGUCGGUGGCACUCUCAAAGAGUAUCAGUUGAAGGGUCUCCAAUGGAUGAUUUCACUUUACAACAACAAUCUUAACGGUAUUCUUGCCGAUGAGAUGGGUCUCGGAAAAACCAUCCAAACGAUCAGUUUGAUCACGUAUUUGAUCGAGGUCAAGAAGAACAGUGGACCUUUCCUUGUUAUUGUUCCCCUGAGUACGCUUACCAACUGGCAUCUUGAAUUCGACAAGUGGGCACCAUCGGUUACAAAAGUCGUCUAUAAAGGACCCCCGGCCGUUCGCAAGCAGCAACAGCAGACUAUUCGCUACGGUCAAUUCCAGGUUCUUCUGACAACAUAUGAAUAUAUCAUCAAGGAUCGUCCCCUGCUGAGCAAAAUCAAGUGGCAACACAUGAUUGUCGAUGAAGGUCAUCGUAUGAAGAACGCCCAGUCCAAGUUGAGCAGUACUUUGACCCAGUACUACAACACCCGUUAUCGACUUAUCUUGACAGGAACUCCUCUUCAGAACAAUCUUCCCGAACUGUGGGCCUUGCUGAACUUCGUCUUGCCAAGUAUUUUCAAGUCCGUGAAAUCCUUUGACGAAUGGUUCAACACACCUUUCGCCAAUACUGGUAAUCAAGACCGGAUAGAUUUGACCGAAGAAGAGCAACUGCUCGUCAUUCGUCGUCUUCACAAGGUUCUUCGUCCUUUCUUGCUAAGACGUCUAAAGAAGGAUGUCGAAAAGGACUUGCCCGACAAGCAGGAACGUGUCAUCAAAUGCCGUUCUUCUGCUUUGCAGGCCAAGCUCUACAAGCAGCUUCUUACACACAACAAGAUGGUCGUCAGUGAUGGAAAGGGAGGAAAGAUUGGUAUGCGCGGUCUCAGCAAUAUGUUGAUGCAAAUGCGAAAGCUUUGCAACCACCCCUUUGUCUUCGAACCUGUUGAGGAUCAGAUGAACCCAGGCCGCGGAACCAACGAUCUUAUCUGGCGUACGGCCGGAAAGUUUGAACUUCUCGAUCGUGUACUGCCUAAAUUCAAAGCUACUGGGCAUCGUGUGUUGCUGUUCUUCCAGAUGACUCAAAUUAUGAACAUCAUGGAGGACUUUUUGCGAUUCCGUGGACUCAAGUAUCUACGUCUGGACGGUUCUACAAAGUCGGAUGAUCGUUCCGAACUUUUAAAGCUAUUCAACGCCCCCAACUCUGACUAUUUCUGCUUCUUGCUCUCGACCCGUGCUGGUGGUUUGGGUCUCAACUUGCAGACUGCUGAUACUGUUAUCAUCUACGACUCGGAUUGGAAUCCUCAUCAAGAUCUGCAAGCUCAAGAUCGUGCCCAUCGUAUUGGUCAAAAGAAUGAGGUCCGAAUUCUUCGAUUGAUCACCUCUAACUCUGUUGAAGAGAAGAUUUUGGGUCGUGCUCAAUUCAAGUUGGAUAUGGAUGGCAAAGUCAUUCAAGCCGGUAAAUUCGAUAACAAGUCCACCAAUGAGGAGCGAGAGGCACUUCUUCGUACUCUACUUGAAAGUGCAGAAGCUGGUGAACAGCUCAACGAUCAGGAUGAGAUGGAUGACGACGAUCUAAAUGAAAUCAUGGCUCGAUCUGAAGAGGAGUUGACCAUUUUCCAGAAGAUUGACCAAGACCGUGCUAAGAACGAACAAUAUGGUCCAGGUCAUCGUUACCCUCGACUGAUGGGCGAAGACGAAUUGCCGGAUAUCUACCUUGCAGAAGAUAUGCCGACUGCCAAGGCUGAAGUUGAGGAAGUUACCGGUCGUGGAGCUCGUGAACGUAAGGUAACCCGCUACGAUGAUGGACUUACCGAGGACCAAUGGCUUAUGGCAAUGGACGCCGACGAUGAUACCAUUGAAGACGCCAUUGCUCGUAAGGACGCCAGAGUUGAGCGAAGACGUUCGAACAAAGAAAAACGUUCACGUAAAACAGGUGGCAUGGAAUCAUCACCUGAACCAUCUCGGGAAAGUUCUGAAACGCCUCAAGUCAAGAGACGACGCAAAGGUCCUCAGGGCAAGCGUAAGGCAGAUGAUGCAAUUGAAGAAACGCCGCCUGUCAAGCGAAAGAGGGGCAAGCCUUCCAAGGUUGUUGAUACUUUGAGCGGCAGUGAUCGAGCAGCGUUGCGGAAAAUAUUGGAUAGUGUCUAUCAGACAUUGAUUGACCUUGAACAAGAGAUUCCGCCCGAGGACGGAGACGCCGAUGAGGAGCCUAUGACCAGAGCCAUUAUUGAGCCUUUCAUGAAGCCACCGCCCAAGAUGCACUAUCCCGACUACUACAUGAUCAUUCAAAAUCCCAUCGCCAUGGAAAUGAUUAGAAAGAAAAUCAACCGAGACGAAUAUCAAAGCCUGAAGGAGUUCCGAGCAGACAUCCACCUUCUCUGUCAGAAUGCUAGGACGUACAACGAGGAUACCAGUAUCUUGUUCGCAGAUGCUAAUCAAAUCGAGAGCACCUGUGUGGCGGAAUUGAAAAAACUCACGGCAGAUUACCCCCAAUUUGCCGACUUCGAUGACGGAGACGACGGUGCAUCCUCCGCUGCGGACGGUACUACAGACGCUCUCGGCGCUGAUACCCCAUCUGCACAACCCAAACUCAAACUCACAUUCAACAGUAACCGGGAUAGCACAGGGCCAGCUAACGGGGACGUUGGCAGUGACGACGACGAUGACGACGACGACGAGUGA